Molecule: messenger RNA, 749 nt
Organism: Papaver somniferum (opium poppy)
Lineage: Eukaryota; Viridiplantae; Streptophyta; Magnoliopsida; Ranunculales; Papaveraceae
Exons: 3
Coding region: 3-749 (248 amino acids)
Source: RefSeq, a predicted model, not a curated record
UUAUGCGAGAAUGUAACUGGAGAUGCAAGGGUAAAGUUACUGUUCAUGAGAAGAACGAGUUCGAUCCUUCUCAGAAGGAGUUGUACUCACCCGGUACUUUCUUGGAGAAUUAUUGGUGUCACCAGGCGUCCGAUGCAUUUGAGGGUUUUGGAGUUGGGAUUUCUAGGUCUCGUAAACCUCCCAAAGGUCCUCGGCUCAUAACCGAUUUGGAUCCUUCUACUCCUAGUAACAUCAUGCUCCGCAAGGCUCAUGAUCCCAAAUGGUUUUUGGUUCCUCUUCGCAUCGUGGGGCCUUAUAUUUUUGGUUUGGAUGAACUUGGUAAUGUCCUUCCUGGGAUUCCUGAUAUGCAUAGUCAUCUGCGGGCUUAUAAGCCGUGGGAGCUUAAAUGGGUUCCACCUCGUAGUCGUCCUUCACCGUCUCCCCGAGUUACUGAGGAUGCUAAGAGGAGAAGGGUUGCUGAUGGUUCUGGGCCAUCUAAUACUCUUGCGGUUGUGGCAGAGCAUGCCAUGGAGGUAGAUAUUGGUGCAUUGUUCGGUGAUAAUGAGGUGAGUAAUCUCGCGGAUAAGGGUGUUUCUUCCGAUACGAGUGCUCGGUUUGGUGGUGGUGUUAAUGUUAGUGGUGCUCUUCCUUUGGUUUCGAGUGUUGGUGCUCCCGGUGUACCAAGCACCUUUGCUGGUGGCUUUCCUCCUGUUCCGACGGUUCCGUCUAGUUCAUAUUCCACUGCGUAUUUGUUCAGUGGUGGGUCCUAG